UAAUUUGUCUCCGAAUGAUCUCGAUGAUUUACCGGAUGCCGAUCAGGUUCCUCAUGACUUUUAGGUUUCGCUGUCGUUGAGUUUCACGGAUAACGAAUUUCCGCCGAGUAGGAAUCCUCCUUGGUUACCAGCAAAGCCCAUAAGAAACGCACAACAUAUAUUUAGUUCGCAAUUAGAAUUCGAGGAAAUGGUGGAUAAUUUCGUGACAAAACCUAGUUCGAUCAACAAACCUACGCCUGUUAGGUCAGCUGCUUCCGUAGAUAACGCCUAUUUUACCAGAUGCUACCGAAAUAAAGCAAGAGGAUGUACCUCGAAUCCAACCUCAACCAUCACCACCAAUAGACAUGCUCAAUUUAAACCAGCCCCAACCCCAGCUGCCGGUGCAAGAUCCACAAGCCACAACGAGUGUCGCUAGUUUCGAUUUGCUUGGAGCAUUCGGGGAUGAUAAUUCAUCUGGCAUUGGCUCGGCUCCAAUACCUGAUAUUUUAGAAAUUAAUGUACAACCAAGUUCAAAUGUCAACCUUGAUGAUAUCUUCGGCUCAGUUGCUUCAUCGGCGCCGAAAAUCAACCUGGAGUUUAAUAGUUUUUCUGUAAACCAGCCGACACCAACUAGUGCAAACCAACCUGGUGUAUUGGUGUGUGUCACGUCAGUCUCAGCAAAAUAGUCUUGCAUCAACAACCAGAGCUCAGUACGUCAUAGUUAUUUUUCUUCUCUGUUUUUGGAAGCUAGUGCAAUGAGGUAUAGUUUUAAUAAACAUUUAUUCGAUUUGAAAUUUUUA
Messenger RNA from Rhagoletis pomonella (apple maggot), 779 nucleotides. RefSeq lists its product as uncharacterized. The record is from RefSeq and is a predicted model, not a curated record. The coding region runs from base 345 to 665 and encodes 106 amino acids. The transcript is spliced from 3 exons. NCBI's taxonomy places the organism in Eukaryota, Metazoa, Arthropoda, Insecta, Diptera, Tephritidae.